AUGGCACAAGUAGACGAUAACUUGCGAGGGGUCGACCUUAAAGUCCUCACCUUGCGUGGCAAUGGCCUGCAAGGAUUGGGCAUAAUCAGCAUUGUCGACGAGUUGUGCAGUCGCAUCGCUCGCAAGAACAACCUGGCCAGAGUGCCUGCGCCAUGCGAGCUAUUCGAUAUAAUAAGUGGCACAGGAAUCGGAGCGUUGAUUGCGGUACUGCUCGGACGUUAUUGCCUCGACAUCUCAAGAUGCAAACAACACUAUAUGGACUUUGCGGAGUUCAUCGAGGAGAGAAAUCUAUCUCGGCGGGCGCAUCCAAAGACGCUACACGAAGAGGAUGUCCAAGCUUUCAUGGAAACUCUUAUCAAGAGCGAAGACUGGUCUGGGACAUUGAACAUUCCUUCAUCGAACCAAGUGCCGCGCUGUCAACAUGUCUUGGUAAUACAGAGACGGAGGAAAUAUGGUCGCGGCCAUGAGGCCGAAACCUUUCAUGGCUGUGUAUUCAAUGACUUGGAUCCAGCAAACCAGCCGGCUUCUCUGCAGCCCUCACAAUCGACCCAAGUGGCACCGAUCGUUGCCGCCUCAAUGACGCACCCUCUUGAUAGCUGGACGUCAGUGGCGGACGAUGAUGUUCAAGGAUUCCAACCACGAAUCGCUUUUGUUUCUGCCGUUGUGCUAUCAACAGUCGAGGAGAUUGUGUCAACAUACGGCUCAGCAACCAAUAUUUCUUUCAUCGCCAAUUUCGGUCCAGCCCGAUUGGGGCAAGAAACUCCUGAUGUAUCGAAAGGACUGAAAUCUCCAGUCAUGUGGGUUGCAGAGAAGACUUCCCCAAUCAAAUCAGCCGUAAUGUGGCCGCUGAAGGCGACGUGGAGGACACUAGCACCGCAUGAAUCGACUACCUUGCACAACCACGAUCUUGGAAAAGAACAUAGCUCUCACGAACACCACCGGAAAUCAUUGUCGCUGCAAUGGCCCAUCCAGUCGAUGAUAAACGACAAGAAUUCUUCUAGGCCUGCAUCGAAAGAAGACAGGGCGCAACGAGCCAGACUCCUUGUCGAGAACUUGAUGGCCUCGGAAUCUGAUAGAAAGAUGUUCGACUUUUAUACCACGUCGAGUGCGUCGAAGAACGAGGCUAAUGACAUGACCGACUUGAAGGGAACUCGAAAUGAUAUCAGAGAUAUUGUCGAAUUUCUGGAUGGCAGCGGUCUUUUCGUGGAUGCUGUAAGACAGUUCCAGGCCCUGUAA
This is a messenger RNA of Lithohypha guttulata, 1236 nucleotides long. RefSeq lists its product as uncharacterized. Gene Ontology annotation, cellular component: membrane. The transcript has a single exon. Bases 1 to 1236 code for a protein of 411 amino acids. The record is from RefSeq and is a predicted model, not a curated record. Gene Ontology annotation, biological process: arachidonate metabolic process. Lineage: Eukaryota; Fungi; Ascomycota; Eurotiomycetes; Chaetothyriales; Trichomeriaceae.